This is a messenger RNA of Bufo bufo (common toad), 4684 nucleotides long. RefSeq names its product homeodomain interacting protein kinase 3 (gene HIPK3). The transcript has 10 exons. The record is from RefSeq and is a predicted model, not a curated record. NCBI's taxonomy places the organism in Eukaryota, Metazoa, Chordata, Amphibia, Anura, Bufonidae. The coding region runs from base 17 to 1951 and encodes 644 amino acids.
GUCCUGUUUCCAUAUCAUGGAUGUUUGCAAGUUUCGUCCCAACCCAUGCAACGCAGCGAACCACAAUAAAACAUCAGUCAUGAGACCGGUUGCCUCAGGCAAUGCUGCUAACCUCUCCGCUGGGUUCACCAAAAUUGGCAAUGUCAGGAGUCAGGCUUUAACAACUUCUGGGCAUACAGUUAUUCACCAUGGGAUCCCAGUGCAGGCAGGAACUGCUCCUUUUGGUUGUAAUGAUGCUUUUCAACAGACCCUGAUACUUUGUCCCCCAACCCUACAAGGAAUCCCACCAAAUCAUGGCAAGCCCACAAGUUACUCUGUGAGAGUAGAUAACGCCUUACCCCUAGUUAGCCAGGCUCCGGCCAUUCAGCCCCUACAGAUACGACCAGGUGUCCUCUCACAGCACACAUGGUCAAAUGGAACACAACCAAUAUUGGUUCCCGCCUGGCAGCAGGUGACAACUGUGACGCCAACAACAACAACCUUUGCCUCCGAUACCAUGGCUGGACCACAGAGGCUGGGAGACUGGGGGAAAAUUAUUCAGCACGGAAACCAUUACAGUUCCAUGAUUCUUCAGCCUCUCCUAACCAACCAAAUGGCGCUGUCAGCCCCUCAGCCUAUCAGUUUAGGCAUCGCACAUGUGGUGUGGCCUCAGCCUGCUGCUACUAAACGAAAUAAGAUCUGUCAAAACAGGAGUAACACAGUACAGGACUCCAGUGUCGUCCACAGUAAAGCACUUGCCUCUCCAAAGAUAUCAAACAGCGCAAAGACCACAGAGUCUGAAAGUUGUGCAUUACCACAGGACAAUCAGAACCUGGAGGCGCAGGAGGAAGGAUCUUGUAAGGUGUCUGAGGAGCCGGCCCCAGAUGUGUCAAGUCAGCAGAGGCAAGAGAUUGUCAUAGCGGAUUCCCCAAGCCCCACAGCCAGUGUCAUUACGAUUAGCAGCGACACGGAUGAGGAGGAUUCAGCACAGACUCACUCACUGAGAGAAUGUAAAGGCAGCCUGGAUUGUGAGGCAUGUCAGAGUACUCUGAAUAUUGAUCGGGUCUGUUCCUUGAGUAGUCCAGACAGCACCCUAAGCACCAGCUCCUCAGGGCAAUCCAGCCCCUCUCCCUGCAAAAGACCCAACAGCAUGUCGGAUGAUGAGCCUGAGAGUGGCUGUGACACUGUUGAUGGAUCCCCAAGCUCUGAUUCAUCUGGCCAUGACAGCCCAUUUGUCAAGAGCAGCUUUGUGACGGAUACCAACCAGAAUGCAGAAAAACGGACAUCAGAGAAAACUGAAAGUAAACCAGCAGUGUGCACGUUAGUGGUCCCACCUAUCCGGAUUGAAAACCGCAAAUUCAAUUCCCAUCGGGCUACCAACAAGGAUCCGGCCUGCCAUCCCUUAAUAAAAGGACGUUCAGCUCCAGGGAGAAAGAACCAUCCUGCAGGCCUUGGGAAUCGCCAGCAGAAACUUACAUCAGCAUUCCAACAGCAGCCUCGGAGUUACAGUCAAAUGCAACAUUUUGGAACGGGACACCAAGAAUGGAAUGGAAACUAUGGGCACAGGAGACAGCAGGCGUUUAUCGCACCAACGGUUGCCAGUCAUCAUUUCACCCUUCAACAUGGAAGCCCAAAUCACAGUGCCGUGCAUGCGCAUCUUGGCGGUCAGCACGCCAUCCUUUCAUAUCCACCCUCCGCUCCGGUGACCACAGUAGCACCCGUGGCCCACCUCCUGGCGUCGCCGUGUACCUCAAGGCCGAUUUUACAACACCCGGCUUACAAUCUCUCUCAUCCCAGCGGCAUCGUUCAUCAGGUGGCAGUGGGUAUCAACCCCAGGCUUUUACCUUCUCCCACCAUCCACCAGACUCAAUACAAACCGAUUUUCCCAUCCCACUCAUACAUUGCUGCCUCCCCGGCCUAUACAGGAUUUCCGAUGAGCCCCACGAAACUCAACCAGUAUCCGUACAUGUGAGAAACCCGCAAAGGAAGCUCAAAGAUUCAAUCACUUGGGUUUGAAGCGGAACGAAAACAAAACAUUGAUAAAAAAAAACAACAAACAUGGCUUUUUGAUAAUGGAAAAAAAAAUCAAAAUCAAAAAUAAUUUGGCCAUGGCACAAGAAAAAAUAUUUUUUGAAUCAUGUAAGACUUGGGUGCAAUUUAAAACAAUCUUGAGCUUUAAGAAAAAAAAAAUUUGAAAAAGAUGAAAAUUCACUUUUAAUGUGUUUUUUUGCACAUUUGGUAUAAAAUCGUCUCUGGUCCUGUUCUCUUCUAUAGUAACUCUAAGACAGGUGACUUACGGGAGCCAGAAGUUCACUUUCUCUCCUGCUAUUUUUUUAUACAAUUGCCUUCUAACCUAGUGCAAGACACGUCUUUGGGAAGCCAUUCAGCAUACAGGUUUAGCGCAACAAAUGCACAUAAUGUCAGUAGUACGGUGUACGUCGUGUGCGUCGUUUCCGUUCUCGUAUGUCUUGGUGUUUGUGUCGGGUCACAUGGCUACUGAGUUUGAUGUUCACACUGCAUGUGUCUUUUGCAUGGGCAGAAGAAGAAAAAGAAAAAAAAAAAAAAGUUGCCUAGACCUUGCUAUUUCGUGUCGUCGUCGUCCUAAUAAUCCGCUGCAUUGUAAACUGUUCCCACACAUAGUGCCUUAAAUAUUUGAGGUUGUUAAUGUUAUUACUUAAUAUAUUAAUGUCAAUUUCAGCACUUAAUCUUCUAAUCUGCUGAUAUAUAAAUAUCUAUUUUUUCGAAUAACUUGAGUAUUUGAUCAGUCUAGGGGUUUGUUCAUUUUGUUUGAUCGUGUGCUCUGAUUUUUAGGUUGAGGUGUUUGACUUACCAACAGAACAGCAUGUAUUUUUUUUUCCUUUUUUAUUUUUUAAAUCUGUGUUGCUGUAGAUUUUACUGUGUUUAUUUUAAUAGUUUUUUUUUGUUUGUUUUUUGUGGGUGGGGGUGGCGUAGAUAUUUAGCGUAACCUGAAGCGCUUUUUGAAGAUCACACUUUUGGUUUCUUAGAUUUAAACGCUGACUGCACGUGCACUCCCCUCCCGGUCAUCACCCCGUUCGACGGAAACUGCAAUAUUGUCUACGAAGUGGAUUCUUCACCUUUUUAUCGUCACGGCGUUUGUCCAACGGGCUGGAUUUUUUUCGUACUCUCUAUUUAGCGGUGUAGUAAGGCAUGUUGUGGUCAGGUUUAUGGGAAGAUAACAUUAUUUUAUUUUUUCGGGUUUUUUUGGACCUUUUUCGGGCUCGGCUGAAGCUGCAGCAUCUUGCUGGGCAAUGUCUUGCAGGCGCUUUCAGCACUGAAGGAGGUUAACACUACAGCACGUGACCCCCGUUGGACAGCCCGCACAGUAUUCGAAUAUAGCGUAUCAAGAAAUAUUUACUCUAGAGGUUUUGAUGAGAUGAGUUUUUUUUUUUUUUGCUCCUUCGCGUGUGCAAUUUUAGCUUUCCUUUUUAUGCAUGUUGUUUUUUUUUCAAGUCUCCAUUUACAUUAUGUUUUAUUAGUAUUAUUAUUCAUUAUUUUUUUUUUCCUGAGUGGUGACUGCUUAUUUAAUACAUUCCGUCAGGGACAUGAAAUGAUGUGCGUAUUUUUCAACGAUUUUUAUUUUUACCAGUUUCUGCAUCGUCCAUAUCAAGUUAAUUUAUCCAGCACCAAAGACUUUGAAAAAAAAACGAAAUCAUACAUUUCUUAAAAUGAAAUGUUAAAAAAAGAGAAAAAAAGAUAUAUAUAUAUAUAAAAUAAAUGGUAGCUACAUUUUUUUAAUUUUUUUUGCAUAGACCUAAAUUAUACUGUAGUAUAGUGGUGGGCUUUAAGAAAAAAAUGGUAUUAAGACUAAUGUUUUUAGCUUCGAGCAAGUAAUAAUUCUAUCAUUUAUCUUGAAUGUAUCAUAGAUAAGCUGCUAUAUAUAACAGACGCCACUUUUGAUAGCUGUGAACUUUAGCUUCAUAUCCCGUUUAUACAUAGUCGCCUUACUUCUGUUUUUGAGUCUAAUUCUAUAUGAAAGUGUAGUGGGGUUUUCUGAUUAUUAUUAUUAUUAUUAUUAUUUUGUAUUUCAAUUUACUUUCAUGUUUGGCGUGUCCUUUGUAACUACUGUAUUGUAAAUUAUGGAAUCCUAAUGGCAUAUGUUAUUAUUAUUAUUAUUAUUAUUAUUAUUUUUUUUUUGGAGGGGAGGGUGUUUUAUGCAUCAGUAUUUUAUCUCCAUAAAUUUUAAGCUCAUUACUGCAUAUAAAGUGGGGUGUAUUAAUGUAAGUUAAUUUUAUUUUUUAUGUUUUCAUAUUGCUGUUGUGUAUACUUUUAAAGAAGAAAAGAAAAAUAUGACGUACCUUGCAGGCUUGAUUUUAACUUUUUAUAAUCGUUUUUUUUUUUUUUUUCUUUAAAUCUGUAUCUAUAGAAAGAUAAUUAGCCAGUGACUGGAAUCAUGUAAUGUUGCAGGCCGGAAGGCAGUUUUUGGAUCUUUUCUAGCCUUUUUAUGUCGUGUAACCCAUUAAUAACGCCACUAUAUGUAUACGGCACUUGCCCUGACUAGUCCGUAAGCUAUCAUCGAUCGCUCUCGACUCCGUUAACCCUUGCAGGUCUCCGCCAGUCCUGGGUUGGUGUUAACGCAAAGCAGUGUUUUAUUUAAUGAAUGUUUCAGCAAAAAGAAAUGUGCCUAUAAGAAAAUUUUAUAAAAUAGCGAAAAUUUCAUAAAAAUACAGCAGUGUUAAUAAGAAAA